Messenger RNA from Tripterygium wilfordii, 5335 nucleotides. RefSeq names its product histone-lysine N-methyltransferase ATXR7-like. The record is from RefSeq and is a predicted model, not a curated record. Gene Ontology annotation, cellular component: Set1C/COMPASS complex. Bases 343 to 3765 code for a protein of 1140 amino acids. Lineage: Eukaryota; Viridiplantae; Streptophyta; Magnoliopsida; Celastrales; Celastraceae. The transcript is spliced from 20 exons. Gene Ontology annotation, molecular function: histone H3K4 methyltransferase activity; protein binding.
CCACGACCUCCUUCCGCCUUUCAGUUGUUUCCUCCACGCCAAGAUAACUCUCUCUCUCUCUCUCUCUCUCUCUCGCGGAGGUAUCGAACCCUUUAGCCUUUUCGACCGUGGAGUGCCCGAGAACGGAUUUCACCUUAAUCCGUUUUUGAUUAUUGGAUUGAAAAAUCGGUUUCUCUGGUGGGUUCAUUUGCUUCUGAUCUCAAUCGGCUUCCACAAGCGAAAAUCAGUUUCUAUUGCUAAUUUGCCCCAAUCUUUAUCUCUUUAUGAUGCUUUAGUACUGGUCAGUCUUCUUCAUCUUGCUUCAACUUUGAUGAAAGCAUCUGUUCCAAUUCUGCAUUAGAGAUGAGCUGCCAGUUGAGUGGCAGUAGUGGUGAUGCUCCAGAGUCUUUGAAUAAUGGGGGGACUUUAUCGGAGGACAAAGGUUGCUCUGGUUAUGCAUCACCUGUUUUUGUUAGUGGAUGGAUGUAUGUUAAUGAAAGUGGCCAAAUGUGUGGUCCUUAUAUUCAGCAGCAGUUAUAUGAAGGUUUAUUGACUGGUUUCCUUCCUGAUGAGCUGCCCGUGUAUCCUGUGGUUAAUGGAACAUUAAUCAACCCCAUCCCACUGAAGUACUUCAAGCAGUUCCCUGAUCAUGUUGCCACAGGGUUUGCAUAUCUGAGGUCCAGCACCUCAACUAUGAUCUCACCUAAAUCUUCUGUUCAUCAGAACUCAGAUUUAGUACCCGACUUGCUUGGCAACUACAAGAAUCUGCACCAGUCUAAGUCAAACCCUGAGGCAGCUAACCAAAGCAUAGAACUUUCGCUGCUGUCUGGUGAAGAUCGUUGUUGGUUGUUUGAGGAUGAUGAGGGGAGGAAACAUGGACCGCAUUCUCUUCUAGAAAUUUAUUCUUGGCAUCACUAUGGAUAUCUAUCUGACUUAGUAAUGUUAUACCAUGCUGAGAAUAAGUUUAAGCCCUCUAUGUUGCAAUCCGUCGUAAAUGCGUGGGAGAAAAGUAAACCUGAUUUUCCAUCUGCUUCUGAUGCUGAAAACAAUUUUGGCUCUUCGAUGAGCUUCAUAGAUGAAAUUUCUGAGGAAGUUUCUUGUCAUCUUUAUUCUGGAAUAAUGAAAGCAGCUCGUAGAGUUGUAUUGGAUGAGGUCUUUGGCACUAUAAUUUCAGAGUUUAUUGUUGCAAGGAAAGCACAGAGAAAACUGGAUCAUCUGCCUGCAAUUAUUAGCUCUCCUGUCAUCAGAAAGUCAGAAACUGCUGGUCAAAGGAUAUGUAAAUCUGCUGGGUCUGACACAGCCUGUCCCUCUGUUUAUGAUCAGACAUGUGUUAAUGAGACAUCUUCGUGGUCUCCAUCCAUCACAAAAUCUGUUGGAAGUUUUGACAACCUCUUGGGGUCUUGUGCUGUUGUUUGUAGAAUGCUUUUUGAUUACUGCUCUCAAGUGAUGUGGAAUGCUGUCUUUUAUGAUACUAUCGCUGAGUUUUCCUCUUCUUGGAGGAGGAGAAAGAUUUGGUUUGGUCCUUCGAAUAUUAGUUUACCUUCUGAUAGUGGAUGUUAUGGCAUCAAUAAACUCCUUGACGAAGCAGAGUCCUCUGCUUCUGAUAUUGAUUGCCCACCUGGUUUUGAGCCAAUGACAAUUGAAAGAGAUAAUAACGCAGAGUCAUCUGUCAUGGCUUCAUCUACGCUUGUGGAAGAAAAGUCUCCUAACUGGAGUAGCAUGCACAAGAACAUUGUGUAUGACGAUGUAAUAUCCAUUUUUGAGAGUCUUGAAGAGGAGCUCCAUCUGUCUGCAAAGGUUUUCAUACCUGAGUUUGUUGAAAUUCUUGUUGAGGAAGAAGUAAUGAAAGUAACAAAUAUUUCACAAGAUGAGAAUCUGAAUAAGGACACUGUCAAGUCUUCAAUUCAUGGUCUGAAUGCUAGUGACCCCAGUUCUUUAAGCAUGCAUGAUGAAUUAACGAUUGAUUCUGACGGAUUGGGUUUGGAGGCAAAUUUUACCAAUAAUUCUCUAAGUGGAUUUCAUGAUCCCGUGCAUCAAAUUGUACCUGAAAGCUCUAUGUCUAACAUUUUGGAAAGUGCGUUUAGAAAAUCACAGAUGCAUGUAGACAAAGUGGUUUACAAUGCAAAAGGUGAUGAACCACCACCACCAGGUUUGGAAAACGAUAAUAUGACUAUUGCACCAUCACUUGCUAAAGUCUGCCCUUCAAGAUCAAAUGAGUGUGCUCCUAAGAUUGGAGCAUAUUUUGCCAUGGCAAUGUGCCGACUUAAAUUGCAUGAUUGUGUUCUUGAAGAAUGCAAAUCAUUGUUCCUUGGUGGUGCUCUUCAUCAAUAUCUAGUAUCUUGGCAUACUUCUAGAAAGUGCCAUGAUCUCUAUUUCAGUCAGGAAAUAACUUGCAACAAAGAGCAUCAUGGUGAUAUUCUUAGUGUACCGGAGAAAGUAAGGGAAAGAUCAAAGAAAGUUUACAGUUCAGGUUGUUCAGAAGGGUCUCUCACUACUACUGGGAAAUAUACAUAUUACCGCAAGAAAAAGUCAUCAUUGAAGAAGGUAGGAUCAUCUUCCUUGUGCACUACUCCAUGUGGCAAUACGUUACAAAAUCUAUCUGUGGAGAGGUCGAGGGAGCUGGAUGUUAUGAGAGAUGCAAGUCCAAGGAGGACUGAAACACGAAAUGGCUGUACUGAUCCAUCUCUUAGUGCCUGGCCUUUGAAAACCACUGUUAAAAGUAGUUCACAAAGUGAUCGCCCAGUACUCAGAAAUGUUGGUUUCCGAAAAAUUAUCAAGUUUUCUCAUUCAGUUCAAAGGGAUGAGAUAAAAGAAGAUGCAGUGAAACGCUUUCGGAAGAGUGUUCCAAAGGACAGUGACUUUGAGAGUCAUAACCAUGAUCUCAGAAAUGAUGAAUUGGGUACUCAUGAGCAAUCAGAAAAGAAACUAAAUGCAACUAAAUUACCAAAGCUGAAACGGAAGCGGGCAAUGGAUGGUUCGCUGGGUCAUUAUCCUGCAAAGGUUUUUAAAGCAGUGAAUGGGGCUACUAAACAAGCAGCUGGUAAAAAGUUUGCGUUAGGGAAAAUCAAGUCCGAUAAAUUGAAAAAACCAAAUAUUUGCCCUAGGUCUGAUGGAUGUGCAAGGUCUUCAAUUAAUGGCUGGGAGUGGCGUAAAUGGUCAAUAAAAGCAAGUCCUGCUGAAAGAGCUCGCAUUAGAGGAAUUCAGUACAUUUAUGGCAAGAAUUUUGGUUCUGAGGCUAGUUCAUCUCAGUUGUCAAAUAGCAAGUCUCUUUCUGCAAGAACAAACAGGGUCAAAAUGCGCAAUCUUCUUGCUGCUGCUGAAGGAGCUGACCUUUUGAAAGCCACUCAAUUGAAGGCGAGAAAAAAGCGCUUGCGUUUCCAGCAGAGCAAGAUACACGAUUGGGGUCUUGUUGCGCUAGAGCCAAUUGAGGCUGAGGACUUUGUCAUUGAGUACGUCGGGGAAUUAAUUCGUCCGCGAAUAUCCGAUAUACGUGAACGUCUUUAUGAGAAGAUGGGUAUUGGCAGCAGUUAUCUUUUUAGACUUGAUGAUGGUUACGUGGUUGAUGCGACAAAGCGUGGUGGCAUUGCUAGAUUUAUAAACCAUUCUUGCGAGCCCAACUGCUACACAAAGGUUAUAAGCGUUGAAAGUCAAAAGAAGAUUUUCAUCUAUGCGAAACGACAUAUAGCUGCAGGAGAAGAAAUUACUUAUAAUUACAAAUUUCCUUUGGAGGAGAAAAAGAUACCCUGCAACUGUGGUUCUAGGAGGUGUCGUGGAUCUCUGAAUUAGAGUAUUGUGGUUUGCAAGUUGAGGCCAUGACUUGGUUUCAGUCCCCGGGUGUUCCAUUUUGCCAAUUAUUGGUGUCUUAGCUUCAUCCACUUGGAACAAUUUGGCUGGUUCUCUGAAAUUUUGGUGGAUGUUGUAACCAGAUGACUUGACUGCCGAGUAAGCUUCAGAGUGGAUAUGGCCAGGUUUCUUCAUUCCUUGUGUAUAGGAACAUGAAUUUGGUAGAAGAAAAUGUAGUUACAAGUGCAGUGAGAAACCGUAGAUGAUACUUCCACACUUGAUUGCAAAUACGUCAGCCACGUUUCUCAUAGGUUUUUGGUUGCAUCAGUCAAAAGGCCGGGUAUCUAAUAGUGGCAAUCUUAUUGCUUUGAUUUUUGUAGCCGACUUGUUGGAGGUGAUUUAUAGGCUACUGCAUUCUAGUAGGCCUUUUCCUGAUGCAGAUGAGUUUCUUCUCCCGGGAACUCUAAAUCAGUUCAUGGUUUUCUUACUUAAAGUCAGACUUUUGGAAUUCCAAUUUUUGUGUACAGACAUGCAUUAUUUCUCUAUGCAAUAUAAAUGAACUUUUAACAAAAAUUUGAAAAACUUUGCAGAUGACUUUGAUGGUUCUGUAAGUAAUUUCUAUUAAUAUUGAAGAGUUAUAUACCCUUGCAACUCAUUACAUCUUAAUCUCAAAGCUGUGUGCUGAAUCUGAGUGAAGAAAUCUGAUAUAUCUUCACCCCGAUGUCCCAUAACCAAUAUAAACGGCAGCAAGGCUUAAUCAAGAGGGCUAGUAGCAAACCAUUUGUUUUUACAGAAUGGAUUUGAUUGAUCCAUGAAAUUGAAGUAUUCUUCAUGAGCUCCCACAAUAACGGUUAAACUUAACAAGCUUGUUGGUGAAUUCUUUUUUACGUUUUACUUUUGCGUAGAUUAUGUGGCCAUUUAAAAUGUGAAAAUAAAGACUGUUGUUGCAUCUUGCUGAUGGGGCUUUGGGGGACUUGCUGAUUAAAUAUAUAAGCAAUAGCCCAAUGUUGAUGAGGUGAUACUAUCUUAUUGUUUUUAGGAUGACGGUGGCUACAAAAUGUGUAUAAAGGAAGUAGCACUUGCAAUGUCUUCAACAAGACUCAGACAACAAAAUUCUUCUUGUUGAUAAGAAUCCAAAUUUACCUAUGGAGACUGAGAAAUACUCAUUAACUAGCGGUUGAAAGUUGACAAUGGCUUUAGGCAGCAGCAUCAUGAGAAUGAUUGCAUAUCAUGUCUUCCAAAGUUUGGAUGUACCUUGUAUGUAUUACUUCUAGUUAUUUACUAUAUUUGUUCAAUUCGUUGUUUGCAGGGAUAGACCAAGUAGAAACAGCGUCUUAGCUGCUGGGGCUAGGGGGAAGGUGUCUCCAGGCCCUCUGGUAUGUUUCCGCUGCCCCCUCCUUUCUUUAUCAACUUCACAGGUGACUAGACUUUGUUGGCUUGGAUUGUAAUAAUUAUGGAAACUCUCCUUGCCCAAUCAUGUUAUCAAAUGGCAAAUACAAAGCAAAAUGAAGGUAGAGGGGCGGGGCAAGCUACCAACAAGUUUGUGCUUUUCCAUUCUCGGAGUAAAAAAAAA